GAUAAGAGUGAAUGGCAACACGGCAUGCAGCAGCUCUAACAGGAGAGGGGGUUUUAUUGGAUGAUUAGGUACGAUUUGCUACCUCCACUACAUAUUUCAUUCAUAUAUCCUGCCGCUUGGAAAGGAUGUGUCGCAGUAAAGUUUAUCCGGACUUUAAAAGCGCGCCGCUGGAAGUUUUCCCGCAUGUCACCGCACAGAAACACGUUGGAGGACCUGUUGUGACACAGAAUGGCAGAGAUACAGCGUUCCAUAGCUCGGAUGGUUUACUUUCUUCUCGGGUUUAAUCGCAAAAGUAGCGCAGAAAGUUUCCAGCUGUUGGGGACGCAGCAGGUGACCAGCAGGGCAUGAGGUUUGGACUGCAGCUCGAUCACAGGCUGGACUUGAAUGUGACGGAAGGCAAUGUGAAAUGGUCCCGACUUGUCCCCGAAGCUGGGAGGAUAUAACUUGAAAGGAGCAAGUAUUUAAAAUAAAAAAAAGAAGAAUCUCAGUCCACCAUGAGAGCGCUGACUUUACUGUGCGUAAUAGUCGGGCUGUGGGAGACGAGCCUGAGCAACAGAAACUGUCCGGACCUGAUCGUUGACAGCUGUCACUGCUCUGCGGAGAGGUCCAAGGAGCUGAGCAGGCAGCACGUCAGAGUCAAAGUUGUGUGUGAUGAUGUGGACCUGAUGGACACCCUGCAGCCCAGCUUCUUACCCAACAGAACUGUGUCCCUAAACCUGAGUAACAACAAGAUCUCCCUGCUGAGGAAUGGCUCCUUCUAUGGCUUGGCUGCCCUGGAAAAACUGGACCUGAAGAAUAAUUUGAUAAGUACAGUGGAGCCCGGGGCCUUCCGUGGUCUGCUGGCUCUGAGGAGACUGGACCUGUCCAACAACAGGAUUGGCUGUCUCUCGCCUGAAAUGUUUCUAGAUCUGGGCAGCCUCUCAAAAUUGAAUUUAUCUGGGAACAUCUUCUCCACUUUGACCGUGGGACUCUUCACACAUCUCGUGGCUCUCAGAGUGCUGCACUUCAGCACUGAGACAUUGUUCUGUGACUGUCAGCUGAAGUGGCUGCUCCUCUGGGCUCGAAGCAGCUCGGUGAGGAUUGGCAAUGACACGGUGUGCAUGUUCCCCACUCACCUUCACGGACUGGAGUUUCGCAAUCUACGUGAACAACAGCUCAAAUGUGAUGGACCUCUGGAGAUGCCCCUCUUCCAGCUCAUCCCCUCCCAGAGGCAGCUGGUUUUUCGUGGAGACCGCCUACCCCUGCAGUGCACCGCCUCCUACCUGGACCCCUCGGUGGAGCUGUGGUGGCGUCACAACGGCCACAUUGUGACCACGCAGGAGGACCGGGGUGUCUACGUGGAGGAAACCCUGCUUCACGACUGCUGCCUGCUCACCAGUGAGGUCAUCCUCUCCAACAUUGACGUGGGCAUCGCUGGCAUCUGGGAGUGCCUGGUGACCAGUUCCCGUGGCAACACUUCUCAGGAAAUGGAGAUAGUUGUUCUGGAGACGUCAGCGCCGUACUGCCCCACUGAGAGAGUCACUAACAACAAGGGGGACUUCAGGUGGCCAAAGACUUUAGCUGGCAUCCUUGCCUUCCUGCCCUGUGCUCCUGCCACCUUUGGCUCCGCCCCCCACCCCUCUGGCAGCGUUCCUCACCCCUCCGGCCAGAAGGAGAAGAAGGCGUGGCGGAGCUGCGACCGGGCUGGACGGUGGGCUGAAGAGGACUACACUCAGUGCCCAUAUGCCAGUGAACUGACACGCGUGCUGCAUGAGCUCACACAGAUAACUAUUAACACCACCAAUGCUCAGCCUUUGGGCCAGCAGUUAGUGGCGUUCACCAGCAGGGCGGCACACUUCACUGAUGUCAUGGAUGUCAUCUUUGUCACACACCUGGUGGAGAGACUGACGAGGCUGGUGGAGAAACGUAGAGAUCUCGGGGACUAUAUAUCAGACAUAGCCAGUAACAUGAUGCUAGUGGAGGAGCAUAUCCUGUGGAUGGCGCAGAAUGAGGCCAGAGCGUGCACUCGGAUCGUCCAGUGCGUGGAGCGUAUUGCUGACCUGGCGCUGACCGGAGACAAUCGGGUCAUUUCUAAGGUAUCUGCUAACAUAGCUCUGGAGGCCUUUCUGAUCCGCCCAUCUAACUUCCUCGGUCUGUCCUGUACGGCACUUCAACGCCCCCCAUCAUCUGCCACGUCACCCCUCCCUGACAGCCACUCCCACACUGACAAGGACAUGAGCAGAGAGCGUGAUGCCGUGGGGGACUCGUUGCUCAACUUCAAAUGCCACACUGUCAACAACAGCGGCUCACCGGCCAGUCAGCUCAGCAAGAACUCAGUGGCAGUCGCCUCAAUCCAUUUACCGCUGGCUGGUACGCCUAUCUCCUCCUCUGCGUUGCAAUCUGUUGAUAACUCCACUUGCAAGCUGCAGUUUAUUGUGUUUCGCAAUGGGAAACUCUUUCCUUGCACGGGGAAUUCGUCAAAUCUCGCAGACGAUGGGAAGCGUAGGAGCGUUUCAACACCAGUUGCUUUCACCAAAUUAGAUGGGUGCAGCCUCGGGAGCGCCGUGCACUCCGUUACUAUUGCUCUCAGGCACUUCGCACUGGGUGUAGAUCCCACCGCAGCCUAUUGGGAUUUUGACCUGCUGGAUGGACACGGUGGCUGGAGGGCAGAGGGCUGCCACAUAACAGGCUCCGGGGGCAACACGACCACUAUUCAUUGCACCCAUCAUAAUAACUUUGCUGUGCUAAUGGAUCUGAAGAAGGUGCUGUCUUUCCCCCCGUUCCCUGGGGAGUUUUUGCACCCGGUCGUGUAUGCCUGCACGGCGGUCAUGUUGCUCUGCCUCUUCGCCUCCAUCAUCACGUACAUAGUGCACCACAGCGCAAUCCGCAUCAGUCGGAAGGGAUGGCAUAUGCUUCUCAACUUCUGUUUCCACACGGCUCUGACCUUUGCUGUGUUUGCCGGCGGCAUCAAUCGAAUCAAAUACCCCAUCAUCUGUCAAGCAGUCGGGGUUGUGCUGCACUACUCGUCUCUGUCGACCAUGCUGUGGCUCGGGGUGACGGCCAGGAACAUUUACAAACAGGUGACCAAGAAGCCUCCGCAGAGCCAAGAUGGUGACCCGCCGCCGCCCCCUAAACAGCCCUUGUUGAGAUUUUAUUUAGUCAGUGGUGGAGUGCCCCUCAUCAUCUGUGGGGUCACGGCAGCUGUCAAUAUAGACAACUAUGGCAGCGGGGAGCAAGCGCCGUACUGCUGGAUGGCAUGGGAGCCCAGCCUGGGAGCCUUCUUUGGCCCUGUGGCCUUCAUCGUCCUGGUGACAUGCAUCUACUUCCUCUGCACCUUCAUCCAGCUGCGUCGACAUCCCGAAAAGAAGUAUGAGCUCAAGCAGCUGACGGAGGAGCAGCAGAGGCUGGCUGCCGUUGAUGUACCGACCCACUGCCACCAGGGAGCCGAGCCCGGAGCCCUGGCAGCCCCAACUGGUGGGGGCCACUGUCCUGCUGGCUGCCCAGGCGUUCCCAUCAACCCCGCGCUGCUGGCCAAUGAGCACUCCUUCAAGGCUCAGUUACGAACGGCGGCCUUUACUCUUUUCCUGUUCCUGGCCACGUGGACUUUUGGGGCGCUAGCCGUGUCCCAGGGCCACUUCCUGGAUAUGAUCUUCAGCUGCCUUUAUGGUGCCUUCUCUGUCACCCUUGGCCUCUUCAUCCUCAUCCAUCACUGUGCCAAGCGUGAUGAUGUCUGGCAUUGCUGGUGUUCCUGUUGUCCCGGACGACAAGCCAACGCCUGCUCUGGCGCCCAUGGGCCUGCUCAACCACGGCCCAAGGUCAACGUGAAUGGAGACACCCCCGGGCACGGCCAUGGUCACAGCCACUGCCACCAUGACUCACCAUGUCCAGGCAAAGCGCUGAUGAGCUGCAGUCAUGGAAGUAUAGGUCACUGUAAACAUGCCACCCUUCCCUCCUCGCAAAAUCACGUUACAUGUUUGGCACCGGUGACGCCGUGCUGCGCCGCCCUGCAUAGCCAGCAGCUGAUGGAAGAGGAGCCGGCAGCUACACAUGUGCUGCUACAUGCUGACCCAGAGGGUUACCGGCCAGGGAUCCAGUUGCACCCCUGCCUAAAGAGCAGCACCAGGACUAAAGGCCGUCACUUCAGCCGCCGGGGCGGGGCUGCUGCUUGUGGAGCAGGGGGUGAGAGGGAAUACGCCUAUCACAUCCCCUCCAGUGUUGAUGGGGGCAGCGUGCACAGCUCACACACUGACAGCCCCCACAGCACACAUGAGCGUCACGCCCACAUCUGUCCACAUCUGGCCCACGAAGGCCACCAUGAUGGGCAUCACACAUGCCACGCUGCUGCAGCCGCCACGCACGAGGCCCUGGCAUGCCAUAAUCCCUGCCACAGGCAUAUCUGCUGUGCCAAGGCAGACCUUUUCCCUUCCCUGUGCCCGGCAGAGGCCGGCGACACAGGCAUGUUCCUGUGCGGCUGCGGCAAAGUGGCCGAGCAGGACCCGAUGGCGACACAUCACCAUCUGGAGAUGCACGCCCCGCGCAGACAAUCCUACCCCCAGAACCCGCCCAAUCAGAAUGGGAUUCUAAAGGGGGGCCUGCACGAAGGACUCCUGUAUGCAUCGGACAGCACAGGGAAUAUACGCACUGGACCCUGGAAGAAUGAAACUACUGUGUAGUGUGGGAUACAGGGGAGAUGGGCAGCACCUCUGCCUCGUCCCGCCAAAAAUAAACCCUCGCCUCCCUUUCUAGAAUUAAAAAAAAAUGAAUUGAACAUUUUAAACAUCACAAUCAGCGUGGGAUAUUUUUAUUUUAAUGUCCUCAUGUUUUUAUGUGUGCUGUUUUACUGUACAGAAAUCUGAUAUCAUGUAAAUGCUCCCUGAAGAGCAUCCAUACACAGAACAGAAUCUCCUCCAUCCAGAAGAAUUUAUGAAACGUGUGUCACAUCAUGCCAUCAGAUGUAAUUGAAGGUAUUUCCACUGUUCCAUAUUACUACAGAUCUCUCUCUAUAUAUAUAUACAAGAAAAUGAAUGGUUGUAUGUAUGAAUAUGUGUGUGUUCGUGCUCAAAGGCAACACGCUGCAAGAUUUUUUUACACUUUGAAUCUGAAUCCAUCCAAUAGUCUACGAUGACAGUGAACCUCCAGUACUUUAAAGGACUCUUGGCAUCCAUGUUUUAGACGACUAAACCAGCAAUUUUAGACUUCAUGGGUAUUUUUGCCAUUCAGUCAAGCAACUGUGAACAUCUACUAGAGAUUUUCUAAAUAAUAUACAAGGAUACUGUCGCUUGCCAGAGAUGUGUGUGGAUGCCAGUUGAGUGGUGAAAAUUCAAAGCAACAGAAAAAAGAGACGUGAAAUUAAGCAUCCUCUUCCAGGUUGGUAUUGAUCGUGCUGUCUGUAUGAUGUCUUCACUGUUGUGUCCCUUUUUUUCUGGAGAGAAGUAAAUAACGGCAGCAUCAACAGCGACAGCGUGGCCGUUGUGAAUAGAGAGCUGGUGUCAGUGACUCAUUGGAUCCAGUGCAAUUUUUUAUUAACACUGUGCCACACAGAGCCAGGUCCUCACAGCGGGGUCAUUGCCAAACUAGCGUGCAGGUUUUUUCAUUCUCCAGCUCAGCUUGCACAUGCUAUCAGACAUUUUCAAAUCAGCAUACAGGUCUGUGGAAAAUCAAACACUCAAAAGGUUUUAGGAUAAAAAGAGUGUCAAUGUGAUCAGACAAGAAACAACAAGAUGCUUUGGGAAACCUGCCUGUCAUAUGUGUAGUGCUGCCGGAGUGCAUCAAACGACGCUUUACCACUUUUUUUUUCCUUAUAAGGUAAUAUAAUAUCUGCAGCACACAUCAUGCAGUUUAAAUUCAUAUACGUUAUUUUAAGCACUUGAGACAGUACGAACAAAUGGAAUGGUUAGAGUUGUCAUAUUGACAUUUCAGGUGUGUUGAUUCACAGUGUCAACUCAGGCACUGAGUAACAUGCAACACAACAUUCCACCUUAAGGUGCAGUGUGUAGGAUUUAGGAGGAUAUAUUGGCAGAACUAGAAUAUAAUAUACUGAGUAUGUUUUCUUUAGUGUAUACUCAACAUAAAAUAAGUGUGUUUUCGUUACAUUAGAAUGAGCUGUUUAUCGACAUAGGAUGCGGGUCCUUGUCCACAGAGAUUGCCAUGUUGCGUCAGUGAUGAGGUGAACAGUGUAGGAGAGACCUUGAUUUGUAAUGUGAAACUGCUUUAUUCAGUGUUUUCACAGGUUAUAAUCACUUGGUUUGUUUGUUUUUGGAGAGGAAAAACCUCUGUGGAUGAUUUAGCUCCUAGUAAAAACCUCCUGAACAAUGAACACUGAAGAAAGUCUAACCGGUAGACAUUUGAUCUGGUUGCAAUCUGCAAUCUUCACCACUAGAUGUCACUCAGUCCCCCUAAAUCUUACUCACUGGACCCUUAAAUGUUGCCAGUAGCUGCUGGCUGUAGCCUUUGAGUGGCACAGUGAAUUUAAUAAAUUUUUCUUAGUCUAUAGCUCGCUUACUGUUAACUGGUAAAGAUGAAAAGGCAACAAAACAUCCUUUACAUUUAUUUUAUAAUUUACAAUGAUAUAACAUGAGGUUAACAACAGUAAAACCAGGCCCAUGCCCACCUGGGGCUACCUAACAGUUGUCGAUGACUACAACAUAGGCCCAGUUCCAAAACAAAAUGCAUCUGAGAUGAGGGCCACACCUGUCCCCUAAAAAUCCAGUCUGGCUAAAUACUACCACCUACAGAGAUAAAGGAGCAUAAUAGGACUUAAAGGUCUAUGGUGUAGGAAUCAGUGCCAUCUAGUGGUGAGGUUACAGAAUUGAAACUUCUCCCAUGUGCAAAGCGUGUAGGAGUAUAUGAGUGACCGAUGCAAAAACGCAAAUGGCCCUGUCUAGAGUUAGUGUUUAGUUUGAUCAUUCUGGGCAACUGUAGAAACAACAUGGUGGACUCAGUGGAAAAGGACCUGCUCCAUUUGUAGAUUUAAACAGCUCAUUCUAAGGUAAACAGUAUUAUACACUAAUGAAAACAUAGUAAUGAAUGUUAUAUUCCAUCUCUGCCAAUAUAUAUCCCCUUAAAUCCUACACACUGACAAUUAAAAAAUGUAAUAUUUACAACACAAUGAAAGUAUUCAUAAAUCCAUCUAACAUUUGAUCGUGUGGCCAGUUAUAGUUGACUAAUGUAGGCCUCUGUAUACUUGCCACCAUUGGAACAGUGGUUAAAUAACCUUUGAAACAAACCACAGCUUAAUUGUACAUGUGCGUGCAUGCCGUCAUAGGUGCGCUCCGGUACUUAAAAAUAGCACUACACCCCUGCUGCCUGUGACCAAUGUCCUAUUAUUUUCCCUCAAUAAAAGCUAAUAAAACAUUUUAGCAAACCUCACCCACUAUUUGCUAAAGCCACAAAGUGACACAUGGCAGCAAUUGGUGCAAAUACUGUCCCUUUAAAUUUUAUUUACUUUUCAUUUGUCUCCUGAAAGCCCCAAAGCAUGCAUGCCUUGUUGUAUGUAGCUAUGCGCUAUAUUUCAGCCAUGUAAAUGAAUGCCCAUCCACGAGCAUAUGAUUUGCCUCGACUGCUGCAGCUUGUCGUGUAUCAUUUUUCUCACACCUUUAGAUUUAGUUCCCAACAAAUACUGUAUUAUUUCCCAGUGGUGACUAAGUUUAUCUGAGAAUCAAGUCCGGAAAAUUUGAAUGCUCUUGGUUUUGUGGUUCUGCUUUGGUAACUUGUGUCAAGAGAGGCCAGGGUUGAAGUAUGGAUUUUCCUUUUUUUUUUAUGUUACCAUGAAGGUCACAUUCUCUUUGAAGAAUUGCCACUCCAAAAGAGAAAGCAAAAGAGGCGCUGUAUUGAUUCAGAAGCACUUGUUUGUUUUAUGAAUGAUGAUAUUGAGUGUGAUACUCCCGGCAAAACCACUCAAACAUUUCGUCAGAAAAGCCAAACUUAAAAAAAAUAUAUAAGAAAAACGCACACCCAUGCAGCGCAUAUAAUCUCACAGCAAAACCCGCUCUCGCGAAACCACCUCGGCAUGCACACCGUCUCUUUAUCCAUCCUGUGCACUCUUGUCUGUGUAUAUAGAAUCAGUUUCUGAUGAAUUAUUUUAUAUGAGAUUUAAGAUAUUUAAGAAUAAAAUAAGUCUAUAUGUAAAGAAAGUUGUAUGGGGAAAAAAAAACCUGACCUCUCAAUGUUAAUACUCAGUAUCUGAGUUUACAAAUGUCCUUUUCGUUUUCUAAUGCCUUUUUUUCUGUUGCAAUUUGAGUUGACUUCAUAAAGUAUGCAGACUCGCCAUGUGUUGUGAGUUUAUCCUGUCAUAUCAGAAAUAGAAAUGCACUACCCAUAAUAACGUUUGGCCUGUCAGAAAAGAAUUUGUCACUUACAGAAUGUUUAUUAUAAAAAUGUUUGUUCAGACAGAACUAUUUGAAUUAAAAAAAAAAGUGACAAGAGAAAAGCGAAAUAUUUAUGUGAUACUCCCUUUAUUUAGAUGGCAGGCGCUGAGUAGUGGAAGGAGGCCCUAGUAGACAGCAAAGAUGAUGCAUGAACCUCAUAGCUUUGCACAGGGCCACAAGUUAUUUCCAGGGUCUGGGACAAAAUGGGAUAUUAUGGGCUCAACUUAUGAGUUAUAAAACAGUGGCCCACGAUUGAUCACACAGCGCGGGCUCCUUUGGGCCGCCUUAGAUGCUGGCAGUCAGUGGCCCUGGCUUUAUAGUUAUUGGAAAGGGAUUUGUAACAGUAUCACAACAAAACAUUUGAAAUCAGCCUCUCCCGCUAAACCCACAUUAAACUGAGAGAACAUUGGGCUAGGUUAAUUGCUGUACAACAUGUGUAUUUGCUGGUGGUGUGUCUUAGAAGCAGCCUGAGCUUUUCAGUGUCUGUGAGACAAUGUGUUUGGUAUCAUGGGCCACCGUAGGCCAACUUCUCUGUUGUCAUCAGUAGCAGAUGUACUGCCCUAAACAAGCUUGCUGACUUAGUUUCGGCUCACCGGACGGCUGCUGGAAUACUCACCUGUGGUACUGUGACAAAACCUAAAGCCAGUUUUCACUUUUUUCUACAUUGACACAGAUUCCAAUAAAUGUAUUUUUUCACCAUGCAA
Molecule: messenger RNA, 9049 nt
Organism: Epinephelus moara (kelp grouper)
Lineage: Eukaryota; Metazoa; Chordata; Actinopteri; Perciformes; Serranidae
Product: adhesion G protein-coupled receptor A3
Exons: 19
Coding region: 495-4652 (1385 amino acids)
Biological process (GO): G protein-coupled receptor signaling pathway; cell surface receptor signaling pathway
Cellular component (GO): plasma membrane; postsynaptic density; glutamatergic synapse
Molecular function (GO): G protein-coupled receptor activity; protein binding
Source: RefSeq, a predicted model, not a curated record